AUGGCCAAAGACGAACUUCCUGCUAUCCAAGCAUAUGUUAGAGCAAUUUCUGGCAAAUUUAAUUAUGUGCACUUCCUGGUUCUAUUGCUUGGUAUUAUCUCAGUUUACGUCUCAUUCCCUAGGACUCGCCCUCGCGUCUCCAAUGCGCCUGUCCACGGUUUUCGCUCCUCGUUCGAGCCUUCGUUGCUCCUCAAGGCGAGGUUCAUCACUCAGGCGUUUGGAAUAGUCGAGAGUGGAUAUAAAAAAUUCGUGGACAGGCCAUUCGUCGUGUCCCGCUACGACUCGGACGUCGUGAUAAUGCCCAUCAGAUAUCUAGAUGAGCUUAGUCGUUUUCCCACGAAGAUGUUCGACAGCAAGCCUGCAGCCGUGGGAAACCUAGUUCCAGAAUGGACCUGGAUGAAAUUUGCAAUUGAGACAAACCUCCACAUCCGCGUACUGAAUAAUAAGCUCAUUCCCGAGCUGUCGAAGUACCUCGAUAUCGCUAGAGACGAGCUAGAGUACUCUUGGGAUAUUGAGGUUCCUAAGUCUGACGACUGGACGGAGAUCGACAUUCAACACAUCAUCCGCAUGUUAAUAGCACGCAUGACAGCGCGUAUCUUUGUCGGAUCUGAAGCGGCAAGGAACCCGCAAUGGUUGAACUUGACGAUCGACUUUGCUGCGGACCUGUUCAUUGCCGCAUUCAUGCUGAAGAUGUUCCCGCCGUGGACACUACCCAUUGUCGCUCACCUAGUCCCGGCACGGUACAGGCUCAAGCGUCACCUCAGGAAUGGCAGCAGAAUCGUUGGCGAGGCCAUGUCUAAAUGUGCCGAGGCAAAGCGGCAGAGAAUAUCAAACGAGCAGCCAGCCGAGGAAGACAACACUCUCCUAAGCUGGAUGAUGGAUAACGGCACGGAUAGAGAAGUGAUGGUGCCAGAAAUGGCGGCUCGGCAAUGCGUCUUAGGUCUAGCGAGCAUUCACACAACUUCGACGAACGCUGUGAAUGUGCUGUUUGAUUUGUGUGCUCACCCUGAGUGGUUUCCUGUAUUAAGAGACGAGAUCGACCAGGUGACAAAAGAGUACGGACAGCUAGGCGAACGAAGCGACAUCGAUGCAAAGCAGUGGCUCGCAAAACUAGAGAAGCUUUAUAGCUUCCUCAUCGAGACGCAGCGCUUCAAUCCGCCAAUGCUAGUCCACCCGCAAAGGGUUGCGAUGGAACCGCUUACCCUCAGCGACGGAACACAUAUCCCCGCGGGGACUUGGAUUGCCUGGGCUAACCAUCACCAUGCUAAUGAUCCUUCUGUGACGCCGAACCCUACUCUAUUCGAUCCCAUGCGAAGCUGUCGCAAACGGCACUUCUCGCCAGAGCAGAUGAACAAGCAUUUGGCUGGUCAAACAGACCCCAAUCUCCUCUCUUUCGGAUACGGGAAGUCUGCUUGUCCCGGGAGGUACUUCGCAGUCGGUGAGAUUAAGACCUUGAUAGUGCGCUUAUUGACGGAGUUCGACUGGAAGUACCCCGACGGGAAGAGCCGACCGCAGAACAUGUAUGCGAAUGAGAACGUGUUUGUGGACCCGAGCGCGAAGCUCCUCGUGAAGAAAAGGGGAGGCGGGGGGGUUGAGGGCUAG
Messenger RNA from Durotheca rogersii, 1602 nucleotides. Its product is annotated as cytochrome P450. Bases 1 to 1602 code for a protein of 533 amino acids. Gene Ontology annotation, molecular function: monooxygenase activity; iron ion binding; oxidoreductase activity, acting on paired donors, with incorporation or reduction of molecular oxygen. NCBI's taxonomy places the organism in Eukaryota, Fungi, Ascomycota, Sordariomycetes, Xylariales, Xylariaceae. The transcript is spliced from 5 exons. The record is from RefSeq and is a predicted model, not a curated record.